This is a messenger RNA of Hippocampus comes (tiger tail seahorse), 2349 nucleotides long. RefSeq names its product methylcrotonoyl-CoA carboxylase beta chain, mitochondrial. Gene Ontology annotation, molecular function: methylcrotonoyl-CoA carboxylase activity. The record is from RefSeq and is a predicted model, not a curated record. Gene Ontology annotation, cellular component: methylcrotonoyl-CoA carboxylase complex; mitochondrion. Bases 127 to 1872 code for a protein of 581 amino acids. The transcript has 12 exons. Gene Ontology annotation, biological process: L-leucine catabolic process. NCBI's taxonomy places the organism in Eukaryota, Metazoa, Chordata, Actinopteri, Syngnathiformes, Syngnathidae.
UUGCAAAUGAAGAGUAAAUAAUAUUGGGAAAAGGAAGAAACGGACCCUGCAAGAAUCGCUGGUUAUGUUUUUGCGCUCCCUUUUUCUUUUGCCGUCCACUUUUUAGCUGCAGUGCCGCCAGUAGACAUGUACCGCUUCAUUGCAAGGAAGGCAGUGCAGCAUCCUCGGCGUUUGGUCCAACAAAUGAGCACUGCGGCCCGAGAGAGGAGAGCUCGGCGUAGCGCCUUGCCAGUGUUAGAGUUGCCCCUCCUGGACAUCCACAAGCACGUUUAUGAAGCUAACCUUCGAAACAGCAACGACUGCCGCAGCAAGUACAUGGAGCUGAACGAGAAGGUGACGAAAGGAGGGGGUGACAGUGCCAUUGCGAGACACACUCAGAGGAACGGGAAGUUGUUGGUUAAGGAUCGAUUGCGCCUACUAUUGGACGAUGAGGACUUCCUUGAGCUGUCGCGCUUUGCGGGUCUGGGUCUGCCGUACGGAGAUAUUCCCUCAGCCGGCUGCCUGACGGGUGUUGGAAGGAUCAACGGCCUGUGGUGUGUGUUCAUCGCCAACGACGCCACAGUGAAGGGUGGAACGGCUUAUCCAAUCACAGUCAAGAAGCAACUGCGAGCACAAGAGGUGGCAAUUCAGAAUCGCCUGCCCUGCGUCUACCUGGUUGACUCCGGAGGAGCUUUCCUGCCACUGCAGUCCGAGAUCUUUCCUGAUAAGAACCAGGGAGGGAGGACAUUUUAUAAUGAAGCCAUCAUGUCUGCUAUGAAGAUUCCGCAGGUGUCGGUGGUGUGCGGUUCGUGCACAGCGGGCGGAGCUUACAUCCCCACCAUGGCAGAGGAGGCAGUGAUGGUGCACCGGAUCGGGACCAUGUUCCUGGGAGGACCGCCGCUGGUCAAGGCGGCCACUGGGGAGGAAGUCACGCCCGAGGAGCUCGGGGGAGCCAGGCUUCAUGCUGAGGUGAGUGGCUGCGUGGAUCAUUUUGCCUGGGAAGAGGAGGAGGCCUUGGAGUACACCCGAAACAUCAUAUCCACCCUCAACUUCACGCUGCCUGCGCACGAGAUGGAGGAGGAGGAGGAGAAGACGCGCAAGAGGAAAGAAGACGAGAAGCCACUUUACAGUUCGGAGGAGCUACUUGGCCUUGCCCCCAAAAGUUACAACUACAGUCUGGAUGUUAAAAUGGUUAUAAGUCGACUAACGGACGGCAGCCGCUUCCAGGAGUUCAAGGCUCUCUUCGGAACCACGCUCGUCACCGGCUUUGCAAAGAUUCACGGUCACUUGGUAGGAAUCGUGGCCAACAAUGGAGAGCUGUCAUAUCAGGCGGCCUUGAAAGGCAGCCAUUUUGUUCAACUGUGCGACCAAAGAGACACCCCACUCCUCUUCCUCCAGAACACUGCGCCAUCAGCCGCUCUCACUCUGUCGGUGGCACAGGCACAGAUGAACAGCAACCGACUAAAGGCUCAGGCUUCAAUGAUGGCAGCUGUGGCGUGCGCCUCCGUGCCCAAAAUCACCGUGGUGAUAGGCGGUUCCCACGGUGCCGACAGCUACGCCAUGUGUGGGCGGUCUUUUGACCCAAACUUCCUGUUCCUGUGGCCCAACGCCAGAGUGUCCAUGACGGCCGCAGGUCACGCGGGCCUUCUGCUUCACCCCGACGACGAGCAGCAGCAGGAAGAGCCGGUGGACAGAAACGAGACGGAGCGCAAUCUGAACAGGACAUUGGAGGAGGAGAGCUCGGCUUUUUUCUCCUCUGGACGGCUUUGGGAUGACGGAGUCAUUCUUCCUCAGGACACUCGACGAGUUCUUCGAGACUGUCUGGACAUCAUUAAACAGCAGCAUUAUCAACUGUCAACAGAGAAACCGCAAUCAGCACUUCUGCGGCUUUAGAAACGUCCGCGUCGCACUUGUCAAUGUCGGACAGCCUGCCCAUCAAUCGCCUUUACUAAUAUGUAAAUAAUUUGAAAUUGAGCGACUUAUUUAACGUGAUCCUUUUUUUUGUGAACAAGUGCCUCAACACAGCAUGUGUGACAGCAGAUGAUAUCGUUGGCUGUUUGGGCAGUGGGGAUGAUUGCUGCGACAGCUUUGGUCUGCGCAGAUGCCCAUCGGACAGAAAUUCAACAAAACACAAAAAAUGGACUUCUCCUUUGUGCAAGUCGGAUGUUUCCGGCCUCCAGUGGUGACGUAAAAUAGUCUCUGCAACUUCUCCAGUUGCAGCCGUCCACCCGUGGGAGCCGAAGCCGCGCUUCCUGCGUAGAAGUCAAACCAGUUGAGCACCUGCACCAUGAAUGUGACGCUGUCAUUUUUACAGGUGUCAAAUUUUGGAGUGAGUUUAUAUUGUAAUUAAAAUGCACUGUAACACAUAAA